Molecule: messenger RNA, 1554 nt
Organism: Coregonus clupeaformis (lake whitefish)
Lineage: Eukaryota; Metazoa; Chordata; Actinopteri; Salmoniformes; Salmonidae
Product: IGF-like family receptor 1
Exons: 7
Coding region: 105-1130 (341 amino acids)
Molecular function (GO): protein binding
Source: RefSeq, a predicted model, not a curated record
UAGGGCGGGCCGCUCAUAACGCCGAGCCCGCAUUCAGCAACUUGUAUUUUACUAGCAAACAGCACUGUAGCCUACCUAGUCUACUCUAUACAUCUCUUAACGAAAUGGGCCACUAUUCUAAUAAUUGCUCUCAUGACUUGGAUACAUUUUGGAAUGAAUUCAUAAAUAAAUGUGUGCCAUGUCAUCAACAUCCAAAUCAUCCAAUUCUACCAGGGUACGAAUUUAGUCCAAACUGUGGCUUGCAUGAUGAUGGGGGAAGAUCGGAAUCACCGUAUCGACCAUGUGACGCACUGACCUUCAAUAACGGGAGCUUUGUGAAAUGCCAACCCUGUUCAAGCUGCCCUCCAAUCCAUCAAAAGCUGUCAGAAUGCAACCCAAAGACAGACACGCAAUGCUGCGGAGCAAGGGACCAGACAGGCUGUUGGAAAGGAGCCCUGAGUACCACGACUCAACCGGUCCAACGGUCAACAACGUUAAGGGUCCAAGUGUCAACAUCAAAUCCCACCACAGCCAAACACACUGAUGGUGAUUCACAUGUCAACCAUCAGACUGCAUGGAUAGUGCUUACUGUCAUCUUGGUUUUCUCUGUACUUGCAUUUCUCUUAUUCAUCUAUAUUAAGAAGAGAAGGAGCAGAUCAAGAGCCUUUUGCAUCAGAGAUAAGGAGAAUACGUUGUGCUUCAAGGUCAGCCUUAAAGACUGCCUCCCAUCAGACAAUAUCCUGUAUACCAACCAACAGUCACGGAGCAGUAAGAGAGCAGAGGUUGCUCUCCUACAGUCAGAGACCAGGAGCCUAGAGGACCUUUUGAGUCCUGACCUCCAGUCGGCGCCACUGCAGACGGUUCUGGACAACUUGGAUGUUCUAGAGGAGCUUGUGAUUCUGCUGGACCCGGUGAUCCCUGGGGUGAAGAACACCAGUCACCUAGCAUCUCGCUGCUCCUUCCCCGCCACCUGGAUCACCUACACCUACUCCCUGAGGGACAGCAAGAGCCCCCUGAGGGCCGUGCUGGAGGGGGUCACCACCAAGCACCCAGAGUGGACUGUAGGACACCUGGCCAGGCACCUGAGAGAGAUGGACCGGAACGAUGCAGUAGCAGUGCUCACCAAGCUCACAUUGCUUAAGGUUGUCUAGUCUGGGUGUGUUCUGUGUUGGGUCCGGAAAAGAUGGCUCCAUCCAGAUACAGCCGCGAGUCUCUACCCCUUGCCAAGGCACUGCGAUAUAACAGGAGGGCCAGUAGGAGGCAUGCUUUCCUGGGGGACCCCAACGUUCCAAGGCAGUGAUUGGGAUCACUGCUCCUUUGCAUUAGGGUUCAAAUAAGAUAUUUAACUGUGAUAACAUGGCACUUAAAGCUGGGAUGUUAACCCCAGUGUCCUGGCCAAGUUCCCAACCUGGCCCUCACACAAUCAUGGCCACCUAAUCAUUAUCAUCUCAUAUCAAAUGUAUUAUCACCAACUAAUGAUAUUGCUGUAUUUAUACAUACGCUUUUGCUGCUGGUGACUCUCAGAUCCACCUCUACGCAGACGACACCAUUUUGUAUACAUCUGGCCCUUCAUUG